AUGUUUGGGUGCUUUGGAAAGAGUGAGUGUGUCUUUUGUAGCGUAUCUACCGAGAAUGGAUUCUCUAUAAUCUACGAGGACGACACUCUUAUUGCAUUCCACGAUCGUUCUCCAGGUGCUAGAUUCCAUGCAUUAGUGAUUCCACGAGAUCAUGUAUCGACUGUAAAAGUCCUCGACACAUCUCAUGUACCAUUGUUAGAAAGAAUGAUAGGCCUGGGCCAUCAGCUCCUCAAGGACAGAGGCUAUGCACAAAAUGCAGACCAAAUCCGACUUGGAUUUCAUGUACCUCCAUUCAACUCGAUCAACCAUAUCCAUCUCCAUGUUCUGGGUCUACCAUUUGGGAACCGAUUUAGAGAGUGGAAAUAUACGCCUGGACUGUGGUUUGCAGAGGCGAAUACUGUAUUGGAGAGAUUGAGACAAGGCCUGAGCCCUGUGUAG
Molecule: messenger RNA, 438 nt
Organism: Phycomyces blakesleeanus NRRL 1555(-)
Lineage: Eukaryota; Fungi; Mucoromycota; Mucoromycetes; Mucorales; Phycomycetaceae
Exons: 4
Coding region: 1-438 (145 amino acids)
Molecular function (GO): catalytic activity
Source: RefSeq, a predicted model, not a curated record